Verruconis gallopava is the source of this 1490-nucleotide messenger RNA. RefSeq lists its product as uncharacterized. Bases 105 to 1205 code for a protein of 366 amino acids. The transcript is spliced from 2 exons. Gene Ontology annotation, molecular function: oxidoreductase activity. The record is from RefSeq and is a predicted model, not a curated record. Lineage: Eukaryota; Fungi; Ascomycota; Dothideomycetes; Venturiales; Sympoventuriaceae.
GUUAUGAUCCAAUGGAAGGGGCGUAAUCGCCAGGAGGUUGGAAAGACGACUGCUGCGGUUGACUGCGUUAGAGAUGUGCUCCGCAACAGAGGACAGGCACAGGAAUGGCCAACGCCGAAUACAAACCGCAUUCCGUCGUCAAGGCGAUCCGCCAAUCGCCACCGGUCGACCUAUCGAAGCCAUAUGACAUUGGCUGGAUCAAGGGAAAGCACAUUCUGAUCACCGGAGGCGCGUCUGGGUUCGGAGCUGAAUGGGCGCGCACGUGGGCGAAAGCUUGGGCGAGCCUGGUGCUGGCGGACAUCAACGCUAAGCUCGGCACGGAGGUGGCGGCGACGAUUCGGCAGGACACCGGCAACGAGGAGGUGCACUUCGUCGAGUGCGACGUCAGGGACUGGCAGGCGCAGGUGAGGCUGUUCAAGGAAGCCGUGCGCCUGAGCCGGCACGGCGGCAUCGACUGCGUGGUCGCCAACGCGGGCGUGGCCGGCAUCGAGCCGUUCCACGACCCGUCCAACGACUUCGCCGUCGACGAGCCGCCGAAGCCCAACUUCAAGGUCAUCGACGUCAACCUGACCGGCGUGCUGUACACGACGCAGCUGGCCCUGUGGUGGCUGAACAGGAACCCGGGCUCGAAACCGUGCAGUCCCGACACAGAUCCCCGCCAGACCACCCGCGACAGGCACAUCCUCCUCGUCAGCUCCAUCGCCGGCCUGGGCCCGAUCCUCACGCAGCCGCUGUACGGGGCGAGCAAGCACGCCGUGCUGGGCAUGUUCAGGUGCCUGAGAGGCACCGCCUUUCUCGAAGGCGUCAGGACGAAUAUCAUCUUCCCCUACUUCAUCGAGACGCCCAUCAACCCUGCCGUCGGGCGCGCGCUCGUCGCCGGCGGCGGCAUGGGCAAGAUCGAGGAUGUGGUCGACGCCGCGUCGAGGCUCGUGGCGGACUCGAGCAUACUCGGCCGCGGCCUUUGCAUCGCACCACGCGUGCGGGUCAAGCAGCAGGACGACGGCGACUGGGUCGUCCUGCCGUUUGACGACAACGACGGCGAGGAGAAGGGCGUGUGGGAAGUCAACGCGCACGAUUUCGACGACACGGAAAUUUUCACGCGGCGGCUGGUCGUCAUCCUCAACAAGCUCGCCGCGCUGAAGGGCUGGUACGAAUUCUCGAGAGACAUUCUAAAGGCUGUGAGAUAUAAAAUCUUUGGCUGGUAGCUGAUUGAGACGCGUGCAACGCGCCAAUCCUCAGAAGAUCUAAUUCAUAAAUCAUGCACCUAUCUUUACCUAUCAAUCUUGUUCGUUGCGAAAGGCAAAAUGUCCGAAACUUUCAUUCGUCCGGGAUAGCGUCCGUGUUUGUGGACGCAUCAGCGAGAAAAGCUGAUCCAACGCCCGAGAAGGAAAAAAAAAAUGGCCCGAAGAGCCAGUAAUGCGAAAUUUUGUAGCAGUUUUCAACGAGAAAUUCAAAUCCAUUCGUCUUCUCAUACUCUUAGAGAGAUAGAU